Molecule: messenger RNA, 1883 nt
Organism: Myotis brandtii (Brandt's bat)
Lineage: Eukaryota; Metazoa; Chordata; Mammalia; Chiroptera; Vespertilionidae
Product: protein HEXIM1-like
Biological process (GO): negative regulation of transcription by RNA polymerase II; negative regulation of cyclin-dependent protein serine/threonine kinase activity
Cellular component (GO): cytoplasm; nucleus; nucleoplasm
Molecular function (GO): 7SK snRNA binding; cyclin-dependent protein serine/threonine kinase inhibitor activity
Source: RefSeq, a predicted model, not a curated record
GGAUUUAACCCUUUGUGGGUCCGGCCCCUCAGAGGCAGCGUCAUCGGGUAGUUUUAACCCCUUCGGGGCUGGGUUUAACCCACUGGACUUAACCUCAUCUAGCCCACCAAUUCCUCCAUCGUGGGGGGCGCUCUGCGGGGAGGCUCGAGGCCGACCCCCUUCGUACAUUCCGUGCUGUUCCUGCUGCUGCACCCCUUUGGAACUGCUUAGCUGAUCGCACGGCAGCGCUUAACCCUUUACUGACUUGAGCGCCCCCAAGUUGCAAUUGGAGUUUGCUGACAGGACCGGCUGAAGGCAUCACUGCAGGAAUUACCGAAGUGGAAUCUGUUGGGCAUUUUUUUCUUCAAGAAAAGAAAAACCUCUUUUUUCUUCAAGGACUUGCAGCCAAAAUUCUUCAAACUUUGAGGACUCUUGUUGCCAUGACCGAGCCACUCGUGUCGGAAUUUCAGCACCAGCCUCAAACUGGCAACUGUGCAGGUGCUGAUGCUGUCCACGAAGAGCGGAACCCCGACCGCCCCUCCCCCACCCCCCUCCCCGCAGAGGAGCCGGUGCCCGAGGAUGACAGUAGGUGGCAAGCAAGAGCGCUCCCCCAGCCGGGUGGCCAUCCAGGGCCAGAGGGGGAAGGGAGCCUGGACCCCCAGCCGUCUCUCCAGGUCUGUCCAGAACCUUGCGGCCUGGAAGCGGACGAAAAGGGCCAGAAUGGAGAUGGAGAUGACUUGUCCGCUGGCGGAACCGCCCCGCCGCCAGCGGGAGGGGAACAGCGGCCCGAGACCGAGCCGCUCACCCAACGGUGUCAUGACUCCGAAGCCAACAAGUUGGGGGCUCCUGCCGCUGGAGGCGAGGAGUCGUGGAAACAGCAGCAGAGACAGCUGGGCAAGAAGAAACACAGGCGACGCCCUUCCAAGAAGAAGCGGCACUGGAAGCCGUACUACAAGCUGACUUGGGAGAAGAGAAAGUUCGACGAGAAACAGAGUCUUCGAGCUUCGAGGGUUCGAGCCGAGAUGUUCGCCAAGGGCCAGCCGGUGGCGCCCUAUAACACCACGCAGUUCCUCAUGGAUGAUCAUGACCAGGAGGAGCCGGACCUCAAAACCGGCUUCUACCCCAAGCGGGCUGCGGCCAAGUCGGACACCAGCGACGAAGAGUUUAUGGAAGAGGCGGGUGAGGAGGAUGGGGGCAGCGACGGGAUGGGCGGAGACGGCAGCGAGUUUCUGCAGCGGGACUUCUCGGAGACGGACGAGCGGUUCCACGCGGAAAGCCUGCAGAACAUGAGCAAGCAGGAGCUCAUCAGGGAGAACCUGGAGCUGGAGAAGUGCCUCUCUCGCAUGGAGGACGAGAACAACCGGUUGCGGCUGGAAAGCAAGCGGCUGGGCAGCAGCGACGACGCGCGCGUCUGGGAGCUGGAGCUGGAGCUGGACCGGCUGAGCGCCGAGAACCUGCAGCUGCUGACGGAGAUCGAACUGCACCGGGAGCAGGAGCGGGCGCCGCUGUCCCAAGUUUGGGGACUAGACUGAAACUUUUUGGAGGGGAGGGACAAAGGGGACUUUUUACAGUGCUGGAAUGUAACAUUAUAUACAUGUGUAUAUAAGACAGUGGACGUUUUUAUGACACAUAAUCAGAAGAGAAAAAUCCCCCCGGCUUUGGUUGGUUUGGUAAAUUUAGCUAUGCUGUAGCUUGCGUGCUUUCUGCUGUUCUUUAAUUAUGUGAAACUGAGGGAUGCGUUACUUUUCUUUAUAGUUUUUUUUUAUGUGUAAUUUGACCAAGUUACAAUGUAUUUUCUGUUAAAAACCCUCUCAAACUGAUCUAUAAGGUGGCCAAAUCUGAGAACCAUUAAAUUCAUUCUAGUUAUAAUAAAUUUAAUAUUUGUAAAUGUAAAAAAAAAAAAA